AAAAUUGGGUGUAAAUUGGGUGUAAGGAAAUAACAAAUCCUUGUACGAAAAAAAAAAAAAAAAACCUCCCCUACUUUCUUUGCCUGCUCGAUUAUCCUCGGAUUCUGGAGUCAUUCGUCUCAAGGGUUCAGGGGACGACGAACAGAGCCUCCUCAAAGUGAUCAAGCAAGAGAAACUUGUCACUUCUGGACCUAAACUCCAAACAGAUCCUCAAUCAAAAGCCUCUGGUUAAACCGAAGAUUGUUCAAACAUCAAGAUAGGUGCGUUUGUGCAUCGAUAGUGUUUGAACAUUGAAGGAAUGAAAAGUAAAACAUGGAGAUGGGUUUUAGGGUUGAUUUACAUUCUUGCUGUUGCAACCAUUUGGAUAGCUGCUAGUUUUGUAGUUCAAUCGGUUGUUGAUGGUGGUGUAUCUCCAUUUCUUGUCACAUACAUAUGCAAUUCACUGUUUGUAAUAUACAUCCCAUUAGUAGAAAUCGGGCGUUAUUUGGAAGAUAAGUAUGCAAAUGCAAAUUUCCUUUUUUGGAGAAGUAAAGAUGAUACUAACAAUAAUAAUAAUAACACCUCACAAGGAAUAAAAGAAUCAGAAGCGAUCAACCUUCUUGUAGAGAAAGAUGUUACAGAGGAAGCUGUUAAUGAUGAUGAUGAUGAUGUCAGCAUGGAAACUAAUGUUGUGUUUCCAAAUGGAGAAGAAUUAUUGGACUCAAAAGGGCGUUGGACUCGAAUAAGAAUUGCAAAAAUCAGUCUUUUAAUUUGCCCUUUUUGGUUUCUUGCACAGCUUUCGUUUAAUCUAUCUUUGAAGUAUACAACUGUCACUUCGAAUACCAUUUUAAGCAGUGCAUCAAGUCUCUUCACCUUUUUGGUUUCUCUUGUAUUCUUGGGAGAAAAGUUCACUUGGAUAAAACUUUUGAGUGUUCUUCUUUGUAUGGGAGGGACUAUAAUUGUAAGUUUAGGAGAUUCAGAAAGUGGAGCAACUACAGUAGCUUCAAACCCUACUCUUGGAGACAUUUUUGCCCUUGUUUCAUCCGCUUUCUAUGCUGUUUACAUUACCCUUAUCCGGAAAAACUUACCUGAUGAAGAUGAUGAUGCAAAAACCGGGAGUGGGAAAGUCAGCAUGGCACAAUUUCUAGGGUUUUUAGGGCUGUUUAAUCUCUUGAUCUUUUCCCCUGUUGCCCUUAUACUUCAUUUGGCUAGUCUUGAGCCUUUUGAUACAAUUAGCUCCAAGCAAUUUGGUCUAAUUGUUGGAAAAGGUUUAUUGGAUAAUGUGUUGAGUGAUUAUUUAUGGGCAAAAGCUGUUUUACUGACUACAACAACAGUAGCAACAGCAGGGUUGACUAUUCAAGUGCCAUUAGCGGCUAUUGUGGAUACUGUGAUAGGAAAUGCACCCGGUUUCAUGGAUUACAUUGGGGCUGCUGCUGUCAUGUUAGGGUUUGCAGGCAUUAACAUACCUUCGGACACGUGUACAGCUGUAAAAGAAUCCACUGUUGAACUUGAAGAAAAUCAUAUAACUACAACUGAUCAUCAAUGACAUAUGUUAUUAGUGUUUACCAUUUGAUAUAUAUACGGAUUUUGUUGUGAUGUUUUAUGAUAUAUUUUUCAUCGAUAGUGUAUAUGAGUGUAUUUAGAAUAUUUAGAAUAUGGUGGAUUUCCCAUGUUAUAUACGAUACCUUUCAAUUAUACUUUUA
Lactuca sativa (garden lettuce) is the source of this 1682-nucleotide messenger RNA. RefSeq names its product EamA-like transporter family. Lineage: Eukaryota; Viridiplantae; Streptophyta; Magnoliopsida; Asterales; Asteraceae. Gene Ontology annotation, cellular component: membrane. The record is from RefSeq and is a predicted model, not a curated record.